Molecule: messenger RNA, 8466 nt
Organism: Astyanax mexicanus (Mexican tetra)
Lineage: Eukaryota; Metazoa; Chordata; Actinopteri; Characiformes; Acestrorhamphidae
Gene: ahctf1
Product: AT hook containing transcription factor 1
Exons: 36
Coding region: 198-7736 (2512 amino acids)
Source: RefSeq, a predicted model, not a curated record
CGCAGCGAUCAGCAUUACUGCGUUAGCGGGCGAUUUGGAGCGCAGCUUCGGCUACAGCGGCUAAACACAGCGAAUAACGGCGGAAUAAAGCGGCGCGGGGAUGGAGGAGCGCGGGGUAUGACCGUAGAGGAGGCGCGGAUACAGAAUACAAGGAUAAAUUCACAUUUAUUAACGCAUUUCGUCUGUAAACAGAGAGCAUGCGUGAUCUGACGGCGCAGGUCACCAGCAGUUUGCUGCGUUUCCCGGAGGUGACGGUGGACGCUCUGGGGGAGGAUGAGGUCACUCUGGACUCGGUUCUGCACGGGAAGUUCACUGUGGGGCGCAGCGGGCUGGCGUGGCUGGCGUGCGGGCCGCAGUUGGAGGUGGUUCACGGGGUGACGGGGGAGCGGUUGUCGGCGUAUCGGUUCAGCGGUGUGACGGAGCACCCCCCCUGCGUGCUGGCGGUGAGGGAUUUCGGCUGGCUGAAGCGCAGCGGGCUGCUGCUGGGGCUGGAGGAGGACGAGGGCAGCAUGCUGUGUCUGUAUGAUCUGGGUAUCUCCCGCGUGGUGAAGGCCGUGGUGAUGCCCGGCAGGAUCACGGCGAUCGAGCCGCUGGUGAGUUAUGGAGGAGCGAGUACGAGUACACAGCAUCUCCACCAGAGCCUGCGCUGGUUCUUCGGCGUCGUCGCCGUGGUGACGGAUAUCGGCCACGUCCUGCUGGUGGAUCUGUGUCUGGAUGAUCUGUCCUGCACCCAGAGCGAACUGGAGGCCUCAGAUCUGGAGGUGGUGAAUAAGACUCCGUCAGAUAUUCCCCGCCUCCGUGAGGGCGUGACUCAGCAGGGCCGGCAUCUCUGCCUCCAGCUCUGCAGCCCCACGGGUACGCCGGCCACGGCCCUGCAGUACAUCCACCGCACCAACCAGCUCGCCGUGGGCUUCUCCGACGGGUACCUGCAGCUGUGGAACAUGAAGACCCUCAAAAAAGAGUAUCACUCACAGCUAGAGGGCGGUAGAGUGCCGGUUUACGCUUUUACGUUCCAGGAGCCGGAGAACGACCCGAGGAACUGCUGCUACCUGUGGGCUGUUCAGUCUGCGCAGGAUCAGGAGGGGGACGUGGUGAGUCUGCACUUGCUGCAGUUGGCGUUUGGGGAGAGGAAGUGUUUGAGUUCUGGGAAGAUUCUGUACGAGGGUCUGGAGUACUGUGAGGAACGCUACAGUCAGGAUCUGAACGGUACGGCGUUUCCUCUCCGAGCUCAGGCCUCCAACACCCGUCUGCUCAGCUGCCAAACCAUCGAGAAGUUCCGGCACCAUCCGGACCGAGACGACAGCAUGAGCGACGCGGCAUCUCCAGACACCAGCGUGUCCGUCUUCACCUGGCAGGUAAAAUCCUACGGGCAGGGUCAGCCCUCCACCUUCAUAGGAAUCUUUGAUAUUAACAGAUGGUACCACGCCCAGAUGCCCGACUCGCUGAGGGCGGGCGAGUCUCUGAGGACCUGUCCGUACCUGGCCGUGUGGUCUCUGGACUCGGUGGUGGAGAUGACCGCGCCCUGCCCCCUGCUGGACGUGGUGGUGCACGAGCGCAGCCUGAGCCGAGGACUGCCCUACACCUGCCCCCCACCUGAGCAGUUCUUCAACCCCACCACCUACAACUUCGACGCCAGCUGUCUGCUGAACAGUGGGAUAGUGCACCUGAGCUGCUCGGGGUAUCAGAAGGAGACUCUGAGUUUCCUGAAGAAAGCUGUUCCUGGUCUGAGUGAUGGUAUCUCUAACGGGUACUCCCGCUGCCUGAUGUCCGGCCUGCUGCCCCCCCGCCUGACCGACGUCCAGCCCUCCAGCCUAUCACAGGAGGAGCAGCUGGAUGCGAUCCUGAUGACGGCGGUGGAGACGAGUUCUCUGGGGCUGAUCACCGGCUGUAUUAAACAGUGGACGACUGAAGAAGUUCCCGGAUCAGCGGAGAAGCUGCGCUACAUCCUGGAGUGGGCGUGGGACAAGGUGGUGCACACCAAGGAGGAGCUGGACACCAUCUGUGCUCCACUGUUCGACAGCUCCUCAAACUUCACAGAUCCUCAAACCAUGAAGCUCCUGCAGCACAGCCAGCGCUUACUGAGCAACCUCAGCACCAUCUUCCACUGCCUACUGAACCAGGCCCAGGAGCUCACCCAGAGAGGUCUGGUUGGGUUGAUGAAUAAGAGCAUGGUGUCCAGUCUGAUCUCUCAGUACGCUCAGGUGGUUCUGUGGUUCUGCCGGACCGGUCUUCUCCCCGAGAGCUCAGAUGAUGAUUUGCUGCAGAUUUCCAGACCGUUUUACAGUUUCUCUGUUAUUAAGAAUUACUACACCGGACAGAGGGAGGAGCUUCAGAGACUGGCCAAGGAUAAGUGGAGUGCAGACUGCCUGAUGAUUGACGGGUUGGUGGCCCAGUGUGGAGACCGUGUCUCAGAGCUGUGGAGGCGGGACGAGGGCGGGAACGGGCAGUACCCGCCCCCUUCACUACAUGCUUUGCUGGAUCUGUAUCUGCUGGAGAACAUCGAGGAAUCUGUUAAACACGCCAUCGUGAUUUACCUGCUGCUGGAUGUGAUGUACUCCUUUCCUAAUAAGAGUGGAGCGUCAGUGGAGUCCUUCCCCACCGCCUUCGCCAUCCCCAUCGGCCUGGUGAAGCUGGUGCAGGGCCUGUGGCUGCUGGAUCACCACGACCACGAGAACUCUCUGGAGCUGUUGCUCCACCCCUCCACCAGUCAGUCGGUGUGGGCGUGGCAGCACGGGCGGGUGCUGCAGGCUCUGAUGUGUCAGGGGAAGCACAGCAUCGCGCUGCGUUACCUGCACGUCAUGAAGCCCUCCGUCAACUCCACCAAUCAGACCAAGCUCUGCCUCUCAGUGCUGCUACACAACAGGUGUAUGGUGGAGGCGUGGGCGAUGCUAAGGCAGCAUGCUAAUAAGCUGAAUCUGGAGGAGCUGCUGAGGUUUCUGUAUGAGACGUGUCAGGAGCUCGACCUGAUGAAGGAUCUGCUCAAGCUUCCCCUCGGACCCCUGGAGCAGGAAUGUUUGGAGAGGUUUCUGCAGAGUACAGGUGGGUUUCAGAACCGGGAGCUGUUGAUGGUUCACUACCUCCAGCAGGCCAACUACGUUCCAGCCCUGCAGAUCAACCAGACCCUGAAGGUGAACCUGGCGGCUGAUCGAGAUCCUAAGAUGAAGGAGAGAUCGAACACCAGGAACUCCAUCCUGAAUCAGUACGGGAAGGUUCUGCCCAGAGCUCAGAGAAAACUCGCCAUCGAGAGAUCCAAACCCUACCAGCACCCCACCACCAUCCUCAGAGAAGUCUCCAGGCCUCAGCCGUUAUCAGCUGUAGCUAAAAGAUCUGCUACAGAGAGCGUUCUGACCCGAGCCGCCUUCAUCAAAAACGUCCUCACCAAGAUUGAGGAGGUGUGGGUGGGGAAAGAUGCCACGCCCGAACCCUCUCCUCACAAGAGCCCCAGAGAACCGGAGGUUCUGGUUCCGACUCCUCCCACCCUGCAGCACGUCCCCGAGGCCUUCGUGGGAACACCAAUAAACAUGCUCACCAAGAGAAUGUCCCGGCUGUUUGAUCUGGUGGUGCAGCCGUGUUCUCAGGCCUCUCCUGAAGCGUCUCAGGUUUUGGGAACUCCUCCCAGAUCCAUCUCCUCGUGGGCGGCGCCCAAAAGCAUCACUAAAGCUCCUGAGCUGAGUCUGCUGCAGACCCCGCAGGUAGUGAAGAGAGCUCGGGCUCUGGCUGCUGCAGCUCCAGUCUUCUCCUCCUUCACCCCCCAGUCCAUCUUGAGGAGCAGCCUGAGACCCACCCCCGUGGCCACGCCCUCCGCCUCACCCGGCCGCUCCGUCACCCCCCCACUGCGCUCUAAAGAGAGCCGCAUCACCUUCAUGGAGAAAACAGCGUCUCCAGAGCUGCCCAAGAGCUCCGUCCGCUGGAGUAACGGGCUCUCUGCAGCAGACGGUGAAAUGAUCCGGCUGAAGAAACUCUCCAGUCCACCAGAGGGCGGCGUUGAGGCGUGGAGUGAGCACUCCGGAGAAGACGAGGUUGAUGCUAAAGACGGUUCUUUUGCAGAGCGAGAGAAACCGAAGGAGGAGGUGGAGGAGGCGGAGUCACAUGGAGGCUUACUAGCCCCGCCCACACUGCUGGGAAGACCCAGCCUGGGCCUCGAGACCAGCGGGACCUCCAUCCAAUCAGACACCACCCUGGAGUUCCACGACGCCCCCUCGCCCGGAGACGUGGACCGCAGGACGCUGCAGCGCCAUGCGGUGGAGGCGGUGGAGAACAGCGUGGACGAGGAGGUGGUGGUUAAACUGGCGGAGGAGACUGCAGAACCGGCACACACCUCCUCAACUGAGGGUGGCACCACAGAGGAGCUACCUGCUGAGUCUCCAGCUGUAGAAGAGGCGGAGCUUAAGGACAAACAUGAAGUGAUUGGUGAGGGAGAGGAACCAAAUCUAGAACCUGAAGUCGUUACACCUGAGGAACCUCUAGUGACCGAGGAAUUUCAACCAGCACCACAAGAACCAAUCACAGAACCUUCUGUCGAGGCUGAGGAGCCAAUCAGUGAGCCUCCAGGCAUAACGCUAAUCGAGGACUCUGUUCCUGCCCCUCCAGAAGAACAGCCAAUCGUUGAAGCGUCUAUCAUGGAAACCGAACCAAUCAAUGAGAGCCCUGCUGUUGAACCGUCAAUCAUGCCUGAACAGCCAAUCAAUGAGUCUACUGUUAACCAUGAGCUGUCUGGAGAAGGCCACACCCCCCAGGAUGAGGUGAAGAAUGAAGCUGAGGCCAUGGAGACGUCAGAUGUGGAUGAGUAUGUGGAGCGUCAUCUGUUCGGUAGUGAUCUGUCUCCACCGCUGACUCGAUCCGGCAUUAAAGAGUCCUCAGAUACCUGGACGUCCUUCAACAGUGAGCCGGGUAAUGAUGGGAAGGAGGCGGAGCUUGUGGUCAGCGAUGCCGUGGAUGCUGCAGCUACUGAUGCUCAAAAAUCUGUAUCCUCCUCUGAAGCUGCAACAUCAGAAUCCAGAUCGGUGGUCAGCCUGAACGACAGUGAGGAACUGUCCAGCGUAGAGUCUGAGGAGGAGGAGGAGGAGGAGGAGGAGGAAGACUCAGGAAGUGAGGUGGAGAUAAUAGAGGAAGUUAAAGGAAGACCACACCCACCUGCACCCGCUCUUUUCCUGGAGGAGCUUCCUCCUGAUGAGCAGUUCCUGCAGGAGCAGGAAGCCACUGUGCUCUCACUGGUCGAUCCGGACGCUCAGCUGAAGAUGAUGGAUGGAGUUAUGGAAGAGGAGGAUGAAGAGGAAGGAGAGGUGGUGAUGGUGGGAUUAGAACCUGCAGAUCUGGUUGAAGACGCUGAUGGUCAGGUUUGUUACACUGAACUGAAACCAUCCACCACCCUGCUGGUUCCUCUGGAGCUCGCCCCGGAGCACCAGGACCUUCUGGAUGGAGGAGCUCUGCAGGACGUGGCUGAGGGCGAGCAGGAGGAGGAGCUUCCUGGGGGCUCCAAAACCUUCUCUCUGGUUCUGGACGCUGGAGAUGACGAGGAAGAACCUGUUCCAGUUCCUGCGGAAUUAGACCCCAAUAACCAUUUAGUUCUCCAGCAGGAAGAUGAGCUGAUUUACGAUCUGGCGAGCCGGCCAGGAGCUGACCCUGAGGUUCUGUGUUUACUGGAAGAACCUGAGCAACAGCUUGUUGAUCACGCUGAAGAAAUGGAGGACGAACCCUCGGUGAAGGUUCAUGAACCUGAUGUGUUGAGUACUUUAAGCGCUCCAGAUGUUGAGGAACAACCUAAGAAACUUGAGGAACAACCAGAGGAAAAGAGGACUGAAGAAACUGAAAUGAUUGAAGUGCCGAUGGUGGAAUCGGCUCCUGCUGAAGAGUUACUGGCUCAUUCGCACCUAAACGAAGGGCAGGAGAAUGGCGAUUUUGCAGAAUCUGAGUCAACAAAAGUGGACGAACCGUCUGAAGAGAUGGUAGAACCCAGUUCACUCACUAUUACAACACCUACGGAGGUCCAUCAAGAAGAUGUCUCCACUGAAGACCAUGCAUCUGAUACCAGCAAGCUCAAAGACUCAAAGGAAUCAUCUCCCAAGACUGUCGAACCCAUGGAAGCUUCCAAAACCGCAGAGGAACAUCCUGAGCCUCCUUCAGAGGUUGAGACGAACAAGGAAGAACCUGUCGAAACCAUUAAAGAGGUGCAGAAAAGCCCAUCAAGAAGAGGCAGGAAAACAGUUACGUUUCCGUUACCCGUCACCGAAUCAGAGAAAGACCUUUCCGAAGAAGAUUCCAAGGUGCCUUCUACGCCAAGACGUGUCACCAGGAGCGGCAAGCAGCUGCAAGACUCUCAAGUCCCGGUUACGCCGAGGAGAAGCGCGAGAAAAGCCGAACCUGAGCUUCCAAUCGAUGGAGAUUUGGAGGUGCCUUCAACAAGAGCAUCCAAGCCUUCCUCGCCGAGCAGAACCCCACAGAAAGGCACGCCCAGGAAAGGCACCCGCAGAACCAGGAGCACGAAUGUGGAAAGCGAUGAGGACAACCAGCCAAUGGAGGACCUGCUCAACAACAGCAGAAACAGCAACACGACUGCACCACAGGUUCGACAGAGUGCCCGGAAGUCUCAAAAGGCUUUCGUUGAUGUCCCUGAGCCAGUUCCUGAAGUUCCUGAGGUUCCUGAACUUUCUGAAAGUGCAGAGGUUGCUAUUCCCGUUCCCAAUGAGAAAGCACCAGAGCAACCACCUAAAACUCCUGCAAGUCCCAGCAGAGUCACCCGCAAGUCGACUCGAGGGUUAAGCCUUGCUCUCGACAGUUUCCAGAAGGAUCUGCCAGAAGAUACAGUCGCUCCAAACCAGUCAGUGGUCACUCCGCCAAGAAGCCGAAGAAAGAGCAGGGCGGCAACCGCGGAGAAGACCAGCAACGUCACGUUCACGGUGGACGAAGCUCCGCUCCAGAGCGCCUCCCGACGCCUGACCAGGAGUCAGAUUUGGUCUCACGAGGACGAGCAAAAGAAGGAAGAGGAGAAUUUGGUUCUGGAAAAUGCAGAAUCCGUGAAUCCUCUCGCCAAUGCCUUGAUGGAGAGACUGAAAGAGGAAGGAGCCGAAGAAAAAGAAGGCGGAGCCGCCGCCGUUACGGAAAUCGUACGUGCUCGGAGGAGAACCACCAGAUCCACAGCGCCCCCUACAGUUACCGAGAGUCAGAACGAAGAUGUGCUUGGUUCCGUUGAGGAGGAGAUAUCUAAUGAGGUUCAGGAAACGCAGAAAAAGCCGAGCGCUCGACGAACGCGGGCAAGCAGAGCGCCUGAACCUGAACCCAAACCCGAUUCAUCGCCUGUUAGAGAGUCCGGCGCUGCUUCUUCAUCCGUCCUGCUCAGAACCAGAGGAGGAAAGAAGAAGGAUACGGUAAAGCCGGAGAUCAGCGUAUCCGACCUCCUGCUGUCGCCCCCGGCGACCCGAACCCGCCGAGCCGCCGCCACCAGCACAAGCACCGCCGCCGCCGAGGACCUGCAGCCAGAGAAUAAUGACCUGGAGAUGCAGGAGGAGGAGAUCAAACCCAAGAAGAAGAGAACGACCAGGACGAAAGCGGCUCCAGAACCGGUUCCUCCGGUGGAGGUGGACCUCGUAUCUCCGCUGGCCAGCCCAGCCGACCCGCCGGCCCGGACCCGCCGCCGGCCCGAGGAGAAGGAGGAGGCGGUGCCUAAGAUGAAUCUGCGCCGCAAACGCGUGAUGGAGGCCAUUUUCCCCAAACCGGUGACCCGCAGGAAGAAGCUCUGACCGGCCAAUCACAGCACAGCUCGUUAACUGGACUUGGCUCUCCGUACUGGAGCUCCGCCCCCUUUCCCCUUUAUCCUUCGCUCUUUGAUUUCUUUCUCGUUUUGUUUGGUUUUUCCCCUUUUCCCGGAACUUUGCUGCCUGCUGUUUUCUAAUCAAGACGUUUUUGAAAUAAAUAAAUAAAUAAAUCAAAUUUGGUAGGUGUGAAAUAAUUUUAUAUAAAUUAUUGUAAUGUUUACAGUACGGAGCUCUGAGGGACUUCAACCAAAAAAAAGAGAGAUGUCUUAGUUUUUAAAGCUUCUACCUUUCUACAGAUCUACCCAAAUGUAAAUAUUCUUUUAGGUAUGCUAUAAAUAAAAUUUGAUAUUUGUGAAUAAUUAAUUUUCUACUCCUGGUUAUUUUAUUAUUAUAUGUAUUUUUGUAAAAGCGUGGAAUCUGAUCUGAGCUGUGAUUGGUUGAGCUGUCUGGGUAACAGUGGGGGAGGUGCUUUGAUUGAUUAAGGGGAAGUGUGGAAGUUUGAUCACAUUGGGUGUGAGAUAUUAAUAAAACGAGCAUCACGUUUUCUGUUUUUUUUUUUCUGUUUAUUAAUAAAGUGAAUUAAUUCAGAUUGUGUGAACACUAGUAGGACUGUAUGUUGUGGAAUCAGGCUGAUCCAGCUGCUGCUUCAGAUCAUGUUUCAGGUUCUGUUUUGCUUUAACUGCUGUGUCGUGAAUAAAAUUGGCAGUUUAGAGUC